Molecule: messenger RNA, 2240 nt
Organism: Siniperca chuatsi (mandarin fish)
Lineage: Eukaryota; Metazoa; Chordata; Actinopteri; Centrarchiformes; Sinipercidae
Product: nuclear factor 7, brain-like
Exons: 1
Coding region: 747-2141 (464 amino acids)
Molecular function (GO): zinc ion binding; protein binding
Source: RefSeq, a predicted model, not a curated record
GCGGGCCGUGAGGAGAUAUUUGCUAAAUUUGACCAAAAAAAUGUGUCUUGGAUUAGAAUCUCAUACCUAAAAAGUCUACUUCAGGAUAAAAGUCCUUCAGUUAUUAUUAAUCAAGUUGGCAUAUUGAAAUCCAGGUUUAUGACAUUUCUAGAAACUACUGAGUUACAAAUUUAUCAAACGCAAGUUUCCUGAAGCUCAUGAUUUUAGUGGGCAUUCUAGUCAUCUAUAUUUUUUAUUUAAUAAUUUAAUUAUUCAUUUUUGCAAGUGUUGAACAGAUGUGUGAACGGACGGCAUUAUGAAAACAAGGUUAGAAGUGGUAUAGAGUAUCUAAUGGAGACGUAGUUCUGAUUUCUGUUUAACAAAACAUCAUCAGUUUGGAAUGAAACUCAGCUGACAAAGCUCCGCCCCCCUUGCCCCGACUCACAUGACACACACCAGGAAGCUGCUGUUUUCUGCUUUCUCACUGAGAGACACACACUGAGAGACAGACAGUAAGAUUCAUGAUCAGACCAAAACCAGUUACAGAGGAGCGCGGCUGUACAGGAGGAACACUGGGAAUGCUGGCAAACAGGGAUACUGCCACUUCAACCUGCUGAAGACCUUGCAUAUAGAAUGAGAGUUUUAUAGCAAAGACUGAAAGUGAAAGUAAUUUAGUUUUUUUGUGGGAUAGGGAGUGGCACAACGACUGACUGUUUUUGAGUUUGAGCUGUCUGCCUGCUGUGUUUUCUGCUUCACUCAGAGACGAAAUGGCUUCCAGGUUAGAGGAGGAACUCUGCUGUCCUGUCUGCCAUGACAUCUUUAAAGAUCCUGUCAUCCUGUCAUGUUGCCACAGCUUCUGUAAAGUCUGUCUGCAGAGCUGGUGGAUAGAAAAAGUAAUUCAUGAUUGUCCAGUUUGCAAGAGAAGAUCGCCAAAGAAAUUCCCUCCUUAUAAUUUUGUGUUGAAGAACCUGUGUGAGAGUUUCUUAGAGGAGAGAGAUCAGAGAGCUUCAGAGGCUCUCUGCAGUCUGCACUCUGAGAAACUCAAACUCUUCUGUCUGGACCAUCAGCAGCCAGUGUGUCUCGUCUGCAGAGAUUCAGAAAAACACAGAAACCACAGAUUCAGACCCAUCGAAGAAACACAACAACAUAAAAGGGAACUUCAGGAAAGUCUGGAGCCCUUAAAGGAGAAGUUACAGGUUUCUGAACAAGUUAAAGUGACAUUUGAUCAAACGGCAGAACACCUGAAGGUCCAGGCCCGACACACGGAGAGGCAGAUUAAGGAGCAGUUUAAGAAGCUUCACCAGUUUCUAGAGGAGGAAGAGGAGGCCAGGAUGGCUGCACUGAGGGAGGAAGAGGAGCAGAAGAGUCAGAUGCUGAAGGAGAAGAUGGAGGCUCUGAGCAGAGAGAUAGCAGCUCUUUCAGACACAGUCAGAGCCACAGAGGAGCAGCUGAGAGCUGAAGACGUCUCAUUCCUGCUCAACUACAAGGCUGCAGUGGAAAGAGUCCAGCAGCGCCCCCUGCUGGAGGAUCCACAGCUGCCCUCAGGAGCUCUGAUAGACCAGGCCAAACACCUGGGCAACCUGACCUUCAACAUCUGGAACAAGAUGAAGGACAUGGUCUCCUACACUCCUGUGAUCCUGGACCCAAACACUGCCGGUCCAGGACUCAUCCUGUCCGAAGAUCUGACCAGUGUGAGACGAGGAGGAGGGAGACAGCAGCGCCCUGACAAUCCAGAGAGGUUUGACUUGUACACCUCUGUCCUCGGCUCGGAGGGCUUCAACUCAGGGACUCACAGCUGGGAGGUCGAGGUUGGAGACAGUACAGACUGGUCUCUGGGAGUGUUAGCAGAGUCCGUCCAGAGGAAAGGAGCCAUACUGUCUGGAUUAUGGACUAUAUGGUUCUGUGAUGGUAAAUACAGAACCUUCUCCACAUCACUUCGAUCCACUGUUCUUGUACUGAAGAGGAAGCUUCGGAGGAUCAGAGUGUAUCUGGACUGGGAGGAAGGGAAGUUGUCGUUCUCUGAUCCUGAUACUAACACACACAUACACACCUUCACACACACUUUCACUGAAAGAUUGUUUCCAUACAUCAGCACCUGGAAUGAACUCCCGCUUACUGUUUUACCAGUUAUGGCUUCCAGUGACUGUAGAAAAACACACUAAUGAUGAUGAUGAUGAUGAUGAUGACGCCUUGUUCACAAAAUCUUUUGGGUAAUUUUAAUCCUCAUGGGAUAUAAAGGGCUGGAUGAAGUGGCAUAUAGA